AUGCACUUGAACUACAACAACCAUCUUCACUCUACACUCCUCAACCAUCCACUGACUACAGCCAUGGACAAUAAAACAAUAAAAACCCGCCUCCUCUUGAUAUCAGACACCCACAACACACCCCCUCACCCCCCUCCCUCCCCGCACCCCUACCGGCACCCUCUCCCAGAAGCGCACAUCCUCAUCCACUCUGGCGACCUCACAACAAUCGGCAGCUACAAAGAACACGCAACCACCCUAGCAACCCUCAAGUCCCACCCCGCAGAACUCAAACUCAUCAUCGCCGGCAACCACGACAUCACCCUCGACGAGGCCUACUACGCCGCCCUCCCUCCAAGCAGUUUCAAAACCCGGGCCGGACGAGAGGACCCCGCAGCCAUAAAACAGCUCUAUUGCGGUCCUGAAGCGUACGACGCAGGGAUACGCUACUUAACCGAGGGAGUGCACUGUUUUAGCCUGAGUACAGGGGCGAAGUUGAGGGUGUUUGCGUCGCCGUAUACGCCUGCGUUUUGCGGGUGGGCGUUUGCGUAUCCCCGGGGCAGGGAUAGAUUUAAUCCCCUUCCGGAGGAGACAGCAGCUUCAGCUUCAGCUUCUGGUUCUGGUUCUGGUUCUGCGGGCGCGGAUGCGGCGGGUGGUGUGGUGCCCGACUUCCCUUCUGUGGAUAUCAUGAUCACGCAUGGUCCGCCGGCGGGAGUGCUUGAUACGGUCGUUAACGGCGGGAGUGUAGGCUGCGAGGGGUUGUUUGCUGCUGUGAAGCGGGCGAGGCCGCGGGUGCAUGUCUUUGGGCAUAUCCAUGAGGGGUAUGGUGCGCUGCGAGGUGAGUGGGGGGCGGAUAUGACGCUGGGAGGGACGAAGGUGGUGUGCGAUCCAGACAAGGUGCGCGAGGAGCGGGGGGCGUAUGUGGAUGUUAGCGCUGACUCCGGGCGUCCGCUGCGGUUUGGGGAGGAAACGCUGUUUGUGAAUGCCAGUGUGCUGGAUGAGCGGUAUAGGGCAGUGAAUGCGCCGUGGGUGGUGGAUUUGGAUUUACCGGUUGCUUCCUGA
Molecule: messenger RNA, 1041 nt
Organism: Aspergillus fischeri NRRL 181
Lineage: Eukaryota; Fungi; Ascomycota; Eurotiomycetes; Eurotiales; Aspergillaceae
Product: metallophosphatase domain-containing protein
Exons: 1
Coding region: 1-1041 (346 amino acids)
Molecular function (GO): hydrolase activity
Source: RefSeq, a predicted model, not a curated record